Gastrolobium bilobum is the source of this 1300-nucleotide messenger RNA. Its product is annotated as histone H1-like. Gene Ontology annotation, biological process: nucleosome assembly; negative regulation of DNA recombination; chromosome condensation. Gene Ontology annotation, cellular component: nucleosome; nucleus. The coding region runs from base 96 to 1037 and encodes 313 amino acids. The record is from RefSeq and is a predicted model, not a curated record. The transcript is spliced from 2 exons. Lineage: Eukaryota; Viridiplantae; Streptophyta; Magnoliopsida; Fabales; Fabaceae. Gene Ontology annotation, molecular function: double-stranded DNA binding; structural constituent of chromatin; nucleosomal DNA binding.
AUUCCCAGUGCUAACGUCCUUCACACAGAUCCAUUUCCUCCCUAAUUCAGUUACCUUUCCCAAUUCAAGCCCUAACCCUAAACCUAACCACAGCUAUGGCAUCAGAAGAGCCCACUAUUGUGGUGGAACCCGCACCUGAGCCAGGCAGCACCGAACCACCGCCAGAGGAGAAAGAGGAACCCAUGCCUGAAGCUGCACCAGCCAAGGCGGCGAAGAAAGCCAAGGAUCCCAAACCUAAGAAAGUUUCUGCUCCCAAACCACGGAACCCUCCCACUCAUCCUUCUUACGAAGAGAUGAUUAAGGAUGCGAUUGUGACGCUGAAGGAGAAGACAGGUUCGAGCCAAUAUGCGAUUGCCAAGUUCAUCGAAGAAAAGCAUAAGCAGCUUCCUCCCAACUUCAGGAAGCUAUUGCUCUACCAUUUGAAGAAGCUUGUCGCUUCUGGAAAGCUCGUUAAGGUGAAAGGUUCAUUCAAGCUUCCUCCAGCCAAGUCAUCGCCGGCUACCGCAUCAUCUUCCCCAGCCAAGAAGAAGAAGCCUGCUGCUGCUAAGCCCAAGCCCAAGCCCAAGCCAAAGCCCAAAUCCAAGCCUAAGCCAGCUUCCAAGGCUAAGGUUACUAGAACAACCAAGGCGGCUGCCGCGUCCACUAAGGCACCGGCGAAAGCUAAGCCUGUUGCGAAGCCGAAGCCGAAGCCUGUUCCGGCCAAAGCCAAGGCUGCUGCUUCGAAGUCCAAAGCUGCUGCAGCGAAGCCCAAGCCUAAGGCUGUUCCGGCCAAGACCAGGACUUCUGCUUCGAAGCCCAAAGCUGCUCCGGCGAAGCCCAAGCCCGCCGCCGCUGCGAAGCCUAAGGCAGCUGUGAAACCAAAGCCGAAGGCCAGACCGGCUAAGGCUGCAAGGACCUCAACGAGGACGUCUCCGGGGAAGAAAGCACCACCUUCCAAGCCAGCACCGAAAAAGGCUCCGGCUGCAAAGAAAGCACCGGUGAGGAGCGUGAAGUCUCCGGCGAAGAAGGCUUCAACGAAGAGAGGUGGAAGGAAGUGAAAACUUGAGGCUAGUUUCUGAAACUUGAGGCUAGUUUCUGUGUAGGGUUAGUGUUGUAAAGUUCUUUAUCCUCUAGUGUAGUUGGAUCCACAUAUGUUCUUAUAACAUAUGCAAUCUGAUUUUAUCAAACUUUUUAUUUUUUAACUUGUUUGAAUUUUUUUUUUUUGGAGUCGAUCUAGGAAUUAGAUAUAGUUUCUAGGUUGUAUUUCUCAACUAAAAUGAGUUAAUUAUAAAUGCAGCAUAGAGUUUGAGGUUUUUCUGCA